UUUCAUGUGGUCAAAUCUUCUAAACUGUCUCUGAUGCGGUCUACACAUUGACAGUUGGCUUCCUAACAGGUUACAAGUUUUUUGGUGCUCAGAAAUGAGGACAGAGUAAGAGCUCGCCGGAUUGUCCUCUGCUCUCUCACGUUUCCGUCUGUCUGCAUGGCGGGGAUAAUCCGAUGUGUUGUAAAAGCACGCCACGUUUUAAGCAGCUCUGUGCGGAGGUUAUUUGCAGCUGACAAUCAGAGGUUCCACUCUGUGAGAGGAAGAGUAGCAGCCGGCAAACACUACAGUUCAUCUUUUUCACACUCGUCUUCAGGGUCCAUGAUGAGUAAGAAGCUGCUGGUGGAUGUAGACUGUGGCGUGGACGAUGCUCAGGCCAUCAUGUUAGCGCUGGCCGCCCCAAACGUGGAGCUCCUGGGCAUCACAUGUGUGCAUGGAAACACCACAGUGGAGAAUGUGUGUAAGAACACACUUCGAGUUCUGCAAGCCUGCAAUAAACUUGAGAUUCCAGUGUUUAAAGGUGCAGCUAAGUCGAUCCUUGGGAAAAGCCUCAGUGCGGGACAUUUCCACGGGCAGGACGGGUUGGGAGACGCUCCUGACCCCGACGCACCUAGCCUGGACCUGGUUCAGAAGGAGGGUGCUGUGUCAGCCAUGAUCAGGAUUGUCACUGAGAAUCCAGGAGAGGUGUCUCUGGUUGCCACGGCACCCCUCACCAACCUGGCUCUGGCUGUAAGAAUGGAUCCAUCUCUACCGAGCAAACUCCGAGGGCUCUACAUUAUGGGGGGCAACACUGAAUCUCGAGGAAACACUACAGUGUGUGGCGAGUUCAAUUUUGCUGCUGAUCCAGAAGCUGCGUACAUUGUACUGAACGACUACCAGUGUCCCAUCUACUUGGCCUGCUGGGAGUUUACCUGCUACAGCAAGCUGCCCUGGGAGUUUUGCGACACCUGGUUGGCGCAGGACACCGAUAAAGCUCGCUUCAUGGCAAAGAUCUUCCAACACAGCAUCGAGGUGUCACAAAGCGAACGCUUACAGAAAGAGUGUGUCGGCGGCACAGGUUUUAUUUCCUGCGACUCGUAUGCCAUGGCAGCCGCCGUAGACGAUUCAUUCAUCACAGAAAGCGACCAUUAUCCAGUUAGCGUAGAGCUGACGGGCACGCACACCAGAGGCAUGAUGAUAGUAGAUACCGUGGGCUUCCUGGAAAACGCCCAAAAGGCUUUUAUUAUGAAGAAGGUGGAUAUGGAGAAGUUCAAGCAGAUGAUGAUGGCUGCUUUGAAAUAACAGCUCUGAACACACAAAAUAAGCAUGUCACGGUUUCCAUCCACAAAUUUUGGCCCAGUUUUCGGUCGAGUUAUAGAAGCAGCUUUGGUCUUACUACUCACAAUGAGUAAUUUCUCCAUUUGUUUUUAUAAUAAG
This is a messenger RNA of Perca flavescens (yellow perch), 1413 nucleotides long. Its product is annotated as inosine-uridine preferring nucleoside hydrolase. Lineage: Eukaryota; Metazoa; Chordata; Actinopteri; Perciformes; Percidae. The record is from RefSeq and is a predicted model, not a curated record. The coding region runs from base 157 to 1278 and encodes 373 amino acids. The transcript has 7 exons. Gene Ontology annotation, molecular function: hydrolase activity, hydrolyzing N-glycosyl compounds.